Molecule: messenger RNA, 216 nt
Organism: Guyanagaster necrorhizus
Lineage: Eukaryota; Fungi; Basidiomycota; Agaricomycetes; Agaricales; Physalacriaceae
Exons: 2
Coding region: 1-216 (71 amino acids)
Source: RefSeq, a predicted model, not a curated record
AUGAAAGCCUUGGCUCCACUCCCCGACGAGAAUGACCCUGGCACAUUCAAAUACGAGCCUCUCCCAGAUGACGACGUCCGAACCUACGUACGGAUUGGCGGCUCGCGGUGUCCGCUUACUUCCUAUCUCAAGCGACGACUCGAGGAUAUUCCCGGUUCUCCUCGGCCUGUGAAAGAGACGGGAGACCGAGCCUACCAAGGAAUGGCGCAAAUUUGA